Paramormyrops kingsleyae is the source of this 1060-nucleotide messenger RNA. NCBI's taxonomy places the organism in Eukaryota, Metazoa, Chordata, Actinopteri, Osteoglossiformes, Mormyridae. The record is from RefSeq and is a predicted model, not a curated record.
UCAUUUUUAUUUUUUCAAAGGAAACAUGGGUCGUAAAAAGGUGCCUUGCCCAUUGUGUCACGUAUCCUAUAUGAAUGUGACAGUACAUUUAAGAGAUGUACAUAACAUUGCAAGCAGCAAGGAGCGAAAGCUCCUCGUUUCUUGUAAGACGGGCCGGUUUGCUGGUCCACUAGACUGCCCAAUCACUGAUUGUCCUGCAAAACAAUUAAUUCGGCUAGACAAGCACCUGCAACUAAAUCAUGAUAUAAGUGUUGAAGAGAUUAAGACCACGGUUCACCAAGCCAAAUGUGCUGCUGCCAAAAAGGCAGUUUUAAAGCACAGAGAAGAAACAAAGGAGAAAGAUAAUGAGAUGGAAAUAAUGAAGCGCCGAAUCGAGGAGCUUGAGUGCCGCCUUGAGCAAUUUGAGGGGCCGAAUCGGGACAAAUCAGGCGAUAGCCUAGUAAUGCAUAAGAUCUUCUUCUUUGAUAAAAUUCUUCCAGAUUAUAAGGAGAGCUUAUUCCGUGUUGGUGACAACAGGAGAAGAGCUCAAAAUAUGAAGCAGGAGUUAAAUUAUGUCAAUGGCUUCAUCAAGUUCAUGUGGGGCUCUUCAAUGAAAACAGCACCUGGUCACCUGAAAUUUCUUAAUGACCACAGUAAAUUAAUUAACUGGGUGAAGGAUUUGUCACAAAAAUUUAAGGUCACGACCUGCAGAAACUAUCUGCUUUCAGUUUGCAAGUUUUUGCAAUUUCUCAUUGAUAGACGGCCAACAGCUGUCCGCCUUGGCCAGAGAAUUUUACAGGGUCUGCUACGGCAUUUAAAAAUGCAAAGAAGUGCCAUAGCUAAAGAAAUUGUAGUGCACAGGCAAUGUGUUAAAGAUUAUAAAAGAAAGAGGAUGCCUACCAGAGACGACCUAUGUGACCUCAUCACGGAGCUACGGAGCAGAAUUCCAGAUGCUCUUGGUAAGCGGGCAGCCUGUGACCCCUGCAAAUUUCUUAAAUAUGUAAAUCUCAAUUGCAUAAUUUCUGGUAUUGUGGGGCUGCGUUUGUUUAAUUAGCUGCCCAUUGCUAUGUCACGAUGUCAC